Postia placenta MAD-698-R-SB12 is the source of this 360-nucleotide messenger RNA. RefSeq lists its product as hypothetical. NCBI's taxonomy places the organism in Eukaryota, Fungi, Basidiomycota, Agaricomycetes, Polyporales, Adustoporiaceae. The record is from RefSeq and is a predicted model, not a curated record. The transcript has a single exon. The annotation marks the transcript as partial.
AGCAAGGGUCACCGGGUGUAUUGGCCAGACAAGCGGACCAUCAGUAUCGAGCACGAUAUCCGUUUUGAGCCGGAUGUCUCCACCACCGCAGUUGAUGUGCCGCUCGAGGGGGAGCACUUGCAAAACGAUCAGCACCCUCCUGCUGAGUCAACUGGCCAGCAUGCACCUGAAAAGACUGUGGUACCUGUCCCAGAACCCAUUGUUGGCACUGAUACGGACCAAGGCUGUGACCCACCUCCACACGUACAGCCCGAGCCGAGAGCACAACGCACACGCAAGCCAUCACAAUGGAUCAAGGACCUACAAUCCGGUGUGGGCACCGCGGGCGGCCGGGGAGCGCAGAAGCUUCCCUCAUCAAUA